UCAACAACUACCCGAACGCCACCUUUGGCUGAAUUAUCGCCAUCCUGCCCACCCUUCGGAGAAAUCGCCAGCUUACAGAUCGCAUCUCAACGAUUCCUGGGUUUUAUCUGCGGUGGCUUGAUGAUCGGGCCUGGAAUAGUGGCACGAUUUCAUGGACCGGGGGGCUUUUUCAAGCCGCUUGCGCACAAAGGCGCAAGACUGCAUGGGACGACGUCAGAACUUCUCGAAGGAGGUGAGGGCUGGCGAUCAGGGUUUUGGGGCUUGCUGGGUUUGCUUCUUCGUCAGGCUCGGGUCUGA
Molecule: messenger RNA, 297 nt
Organism: Pyricularia grisea
Lineage: Eukaryota; Fungi; Ascomycota; Sordariomycetes; Magnaporthales; Pyriculariaceae
Exons: 1
Source: RefSeq, a predicted model, not a curated record